AGCCAAUGGCGGGCCGAGGCGAGGCUCUGUAAACAAUGCAGUGCAGUUCAAUGUUCCGCGGGAAGGUGACGUGUUGCUUCCUGUACAGAGACGCGCUGUGCCUUCAUUCAUCGCAGGAGAACAUACAGUGAAGGGGGAAGGUGGUCUGCGCGAGCAGCUGCAUGUGUCGAGAUGGAAAAGAACGGUCGAGUGCCAAAAACCCCUACAGCUGCCUCCCCAAGGGUUGCCAGCAGCACUCCACGCCUCAUGAGGACACCCUCCACUACUUCUGCCCCCUCCACUGCCUCAAGGCCCAGGGGUCUGCCAGCACGAGUCCCCAGCACUCCCACUACUCCCUUGGUUAGCCACAAGUCCACCUCUGCUGCUGGCACACCAAGUAUCAUCAAUGGAUCAGGAACUAAAAGGGUUCAAAAGGAAAAUGACUACCAUAAGACAGAAUCCAGCCAGGUCAAGCUAGGGGCACAGAGGUCCAGGAGCACAAGAGACCUAGCCGAGAGGAAGGAAGACGACACAAAGGAGAGAGACAGCACAGGCAGAAUCUUGACUUCAAAUUAUCUCAAUGUUCCCACUCCAAGGAGGAUGUCAGGAGCUAACUUGAGAGGAUCUUUUGACUCCAAGUCAUCUACACCAUCCAGGUCAUCUACAGGCAGGGCCUCCCUACCUUCCAAAUGCUCCCUCGGUCCUGCCACUCCAACAACCACCUCUUCUAGGCGGUCCGGGGCAUCAAAGGUCCGUGUAUCAGGCCAUGGUCAGCUGACUAAGGGAGGCUGCCCAAGUGUAACACCAGAUGUUGUUGUCCAUAAGUCUUGGAGUAAUCUCUGCAGUCCAGACCCUGAUCCAUGCAGUGGAAGAGCAGAAACAACUUCUGUAUCUGUGGCAGUGCGUGUUCGGCCAUUCAAUGCAAGAGAAAAGAAUGAUGGAGAAGAGAGGAGCAUUCUUGAUGUGUCGGGCAACACCAUCACAAUCAUGCAUGAGAGCAGCACAAACCAGUCCUUCACCUUUGACCACUGCUUCUGGUCCUGUGAUGAGUGCCACCCUCGGUAUGCCUCCCAGGAAGAUGUUUAUGACACUCUAGCAGUACCUCUGCUGGACAAGGCAUAUGAAGGCUACAAUGUCUGCCUCUUUGCAUAUGGACAGACUGGUUCUGGAAAAAGCUACACAAUGCUGGGAGAAGACGCCCUUCGUGAGAUUGACUCAGCAGCCGCUACCAGUGCUGGUGUGAUACCUCGCUUCUGUACCGACCUCAUACAAAGAGCUCAGAAAGUCCAUGCUCGAAACCCUCCUCAGGGCCAGUUGCCUCACAUGCAAGUUGAAGUGGAACUGAGUUACAUUGAGAUAUACAAUGAACACAUCUAUGACCUCCUGGGAGGUACGUCCUCGGCUGGCGGGGCAGAGGCCUUGAGGGUGAGGGAGGAUCCUCAGAGUGGCCCCUAUGUGGAGGGUGUUGCCUGCCACACUGUCUCCUCCAUGGACCAUCUCAUGACCUGGCUGAUGCUGGGGAACAAGGAACGCUCCAUCGCUGCCACGGGUCUGAAUGAUAAGUCCUCCCGCUCACACGCAGUCUUCACACUCAAGCUCACCCAGACUCAGACUGAAGAUGUUGAGGGAGAGGAGUUGGAAAGCAGCAAAGUAAGCAUCAUCAACUUAGUGGAUUUGGCAGGCAGUGAAAGGGUGGGUGCCUCACUCUCACAAGGAGACAGACUCAAGGAGGGAGUAUGCAUAAAUAAAUCUCUGCUAACUCUCGGGAAGGUGAUCAACGCCCUUGCAGAGAGUGAGGGACGCAAGAGGCCCUUCAUUCCCUACAGAGAAUCGGUGCUCACAUUUCUCCUGAAGGAAUCACUUGGAGGCAAUUCAAGAACGGCAAUGAUAGCAACAGUGUCUCCAUCUAUGGUGAAUAUUGAGGAGACGCGAUCCACCCUUCGCUAUGCACAACAGACACGCAAAAUCGUCAAUCGUAACUACAUCAAUGAAGAUCCUACUGCUAUGAUUAUUAGGUCUCUCAAGAAGGAAGUUGAACGUCUGCGUCUUCAGCAGUUUGCCAAGGUUUCUUCCUUACUGUUUGAUGGAGAGGAGGAACUUGGGGAAGAGCACACCCAUAACAGGAGUGACGAUGGUUACAAGGAGAAGAUGCUCACAGAUAAAGAGAAGGACAUCUUAGAGAAGGAAAAGGAGAUGAAUGAGAUCAUAGAAGCUAAAGAGAAAGAAAUCAUGCUGCUGAGGGAGCAGCUGAGGUGUCAGCAAGUCCUGAAUGAGAAGACAAAGAGCCUUGAGCAGCGACUAAAAGAUACAGAGAGGCAGCAGCAGCAGGCCCUGGAGACCCUCCGACGCAUGGGUGUUGCUGAGAGGAAUGAAGAAGGUCCUGUUCUGAUCAACCUUAAUGAAGACCCACAGUUGUCAGAGAAACUGUCUUACAGACUCAAGUAUGGCACCACCUGCAUUGGAAGCUCCCACUGUGACCUAGUACUCUCUGGCCUGCACACAGAGGACACUCACUGUUCCAUAUUCAAUGAUAAGGGUCGGCUGAAGUUGUUCCCGAGGCCUGGGGCAGAAACUUAUAUCAACGGAAAGCUUGUGGAAGGUCCAGUAAAUCUGUCUCACUGUGAUCGCCUUGUUCUGGGUGGAACAUACUUUUUCAAGGUCAGCAUUUCAAACCAAGUAAAGAGGAAUGCAGUGAAACCAAACACUGUUGAUUUCUACUUUAUAAAGGAAGAACUCUUGAAGGAGCAAGAAAAAAGAUUACAGAAGGAGGCAAAAGAGGCUCUGGCCCUGAGUAAGGCUGAAUUGGAGCAGGAAUUGGAGAGGCACAAACAACAACUGCUAAGUGAUAUGGAAGAUGCCCAAAACCAACUGGCUGAGAAGCAGAAUCAAGUGUGUGAGCUGGAAGGGGCCCUUUGGAUGCAGAAGAAAGAAAAGUGCUUGCUGGAGGAGCAGCUCAAUAGGGACAGGCAAUUCAAAAUGUCAAGUGAAUUGUCUCCUGAGUCUUCAAGUCAUCCUCAAUCAAACUUUUUGCAAGAGGUUGAAGAUGUCUUUAAUGAGUCUGUCAUGGAAGUGAGAAAAGAGUCUCCAAACAUUUCUCCCAUGCUAACCUUUAGGAUCAAAGAAGCCAAUCAAAUAUGUAACAAGCUAAGGAAACCAUAUGAAUUCAUGAUUCAACAAGUGCUGAGUGAAAAAGGACUGGAAGUUGUGAUAGUGGUGAAAGACCUCCACCACCAAAUGACAGCCACCCUCUCCCUUCCUGCCUUCACUGACAUGCUCCAGGUCAUGCGCAGCAAUGUUAAGAAUGAAGAGGCAGAUGUUUUUGAGAGUGGUCUGUGCUGGGAAAAAGCUGGGGAUGUGAGCUGUGUACCAGGUUUUAUCAACAGGCUCCUGGAGUGCCCAUCCCUCCAGAACUGUAAUCUAUCCAUUAAUUCAUCCUUUAACACAUCAUCAUCCUCUAUCUUCAGUGUCUCCAGGAACAGGAAAAAGAGUAAUUUGCACCACCUAUCAGAGAUGUCCAUCCAAGAGAGCAGCCCCCAGGACACACUUCCUGUGUCUGUGGCGGCAGCCAUUUAUCAAGUCCUGGAAACCCUGCCUGCCUGCCACCUGCACACACCUGUCACAUCCUCAGCCUGGAAGGCUCUCACUGACCUUCAUCAAGACACUCAGCGCAUCAAAGACCACACUACAGAGCCUGGGCACACCCUCGGUAAUGAAGAGUUGAGCAAAAUCCUCAUUCAGCUCCUUUGUCACAGCCAAGCAGUUGCUAGCUCUAUCUCUGCCAUAGCCACCUCUGAGGCUGUGGCCACAACACAAAGGAGAGACCAAAUCCAAGAUGACAUACGAAAAAACCUUCAGAAGCUCUCUAGCUGUACUUCAAGACUGUAUCAGGGUUUGAAGACAGAGACAGAAAGCUUAGUGGAGGAGACAAGUGCUGCCCUCAUUAAGUUGGCGCUCCUAUUGGCGCAGGAGGUGGCCAGGAUAGCUCUGCUUACUCCCCUCCCGUUGCCUGACCCAUCCUUCCUCAAGCCAGGACCCAUUAGUAGAAAACUCAUUGAUGGUCUGAAGAGUGGCUUGGAGUGUUUGAUAAAGGAGUGUGAAGAAACAGCAGCCAAGGGCACCAGCAGACUUAGAGGAGACAGGUCUCUGAACUCCAAUCCACUUGUCACUGCUACUCUCUCGGCAGCAAAUGACAUUGCUGAUUUUCUCAAGAAGUAUGCAGAGCUGGCAGUGACCAUUGAGCAUGAGCCGAUAUUCUCCUCAAAGGAUCAAAAGUUCAAGUUAGUGAGGUGGAUGGAUUGCAUAGAGUCUGUGGCAGAAACCCUAAGUCACCUAAAUGCAGCCCUCAUGGAUGUUGUCAAUCAUACCAAGUUGUCCCAGGAAGGGAAUAUCCAUGCAGAUUCUACUGUGAGCACCAGAGAGUUGUUGAAAAGAUUGAAAGAAUUACUGGGAUUUGCUGGGAUUGGUCUUCCUUCGGUGGGUGGAAGUUCUCUUCACCUCCUCCCUGAACCAAGAAACAACUCUGAAUUCGUGGAUGAACUCCAUAAGGAAGGUGUUCAUGCCAUUAAAGCAAUUGAAAAAUUAGAAGCUUUAUUCAUAGGUCAGAGCCAAAGUCUUGACUCCAGCACAGAGACUCCUAUUAAAUACAAGGAAAAGAUCCUUACCCAGUGGCCAAAAAACAGUGAUGAGUUCCAGAUGUAUCUGAAGCAAAAUUCACAGCCAAGAAAUUCACCAUCCAAGAAUUCUUUUCAAUCCUCCAUACACAGGGAUGACAAGGGAAAAAAAGUAAGGUUUAAUGUAAGUCAUACAUCAUCUGUAUCAUAUCAAGACUCCCACCAAAACUAAACUACUCAAGUCAUUUACUGUAAGUACCGCAGUUCUUCGGACAGAUUAAGUAACAUUUCUUAUUUAUAAAACCAUUAGCUGAAUAGGAAAGUGUUUUAACAUAUCUUAUUUUAACCUUUAUUCAUAUAUACAUGCUAUUAGGAAAUGGUUUUGACAGGUCUUACCCAAUUUUCAUCAGAAUAUUAAAAAUAGACAACACAGUAUUUAACGUUUUCUCCCAACAUACAAAACUAAUUUUGCAUCUACAUCUCAAUAGGAACAUUUUGAGUCUUCUGCAGAGAGAAUGAAAGGUGUAUUUUCCUGAUAGAUCAUCUCACAGGUUGCCUUGGAUUAGAGCUCUGAUUGGUUCCUCCAUGUCUGCCUCUUAGCUGCCAUGAUGAUUAGCCUGGGCCCUAUACGUGAGGCAAAAUAAUCGCUCUGUUGUUGUUGGUUGCAUCCUUUGUAAUAAUGUUCAUAACUGUUACUUAAGCAGAUGCAGCUAACCACAGAGAUGGAUUCAUCCACCCUCACACAUUGUGGUGGCUGGCAGACAGAUGCAUAAGAGCUGUCGGUGAGCUCUAUGACAAGGUAAUCGGUGAGAAGAUACAUGAGUAGCUGUCUGUGCGCUGUCACAUUCUCUGAAGAAAACUGUCAAAACUUUAGAUGAAAUAUGGCACAACAUCCUGUGUUUCCCUCCACUACUCAUACUACCCAUAUCGAUCUAUCUAUCUGUAUAUUAUGAGAGAGAGAGAGAGAGAGAGAGAGAGAGAGAAUAUA
Messenger RNA from Eriocheir sinensis (Chinese mitten crab), 5577 nucleotides. RefSeq names its product kinesin-like protein KIF14. Gene Ontology annotation, biological process: mitotic spindle organization; microtubule-based movement. Lineage: Eukaryota; Metazoa; Arthropoda; Malacostraca; Decapoda; Varunidae. Gene Ontology annotation, molecular function: ATP binding; microtubule motor activity; microtubule binding. The record is from RefSeq and is a predicted model, not a curated record.